CCCCUCACUGCGGCGGACAGCGCCCCCCUGCGUCACUCACACCGCAGGAUCCAUGCUCCUCCGGGUGUGCCGAACAGCUCUCAGCGUCCCCUCCCCACCCCGGGCCGCUGCAGCUCCAGAGCGAGUUCACACCAUGCCGCGGAAGGAGAGCAGAGAGGGAAAAGGACAGAAGAAGGAGGCGGCACAGGCUGCCCAUCCUACAGGUCCUGUUGUACUGGACAGAAGUGGCAGUGUUUUAAUAUCUGUACAUGCCAAACCAGGUUCUAAACUGAAUGCUGUAACAGAUGUGACGACAGAGGCUGUUGGAGUUGCAAUUGCAGCUCCUCCAUCUGAAGGAGAAGCAAAUGCUGAAUUAUGCCGCUAUCUCUCCAAGGUCCUGGAGGUGAAGAAAAGUGAAGUUAAUCUUGAAAAGGGUGGAAAAAGUCGGGAAAAAAUAGUGAAGAUUUCAGCAGCUACAACACCAGAAAUUGUUUUGGAAAAACUAAAGAGUGAAGCAUCCAAAAGCUGAUUAUUUUUUCUUGUUGAUGGACUUUUUGAAUUUGAUGAAAUUAUACAGAGAAGCCAUGCUGAAAUAAUAAAAAUCAACCACGUUUUAAUCUACCGUACAUAUAACAUGAUGGUCAAGCGUUUUAUUGAGGAACUACUACUUUACAAUACUGUCAGCAGAUAUUCACAAAUGUCUGAAUAAUGAAGAGCAGAUAAUAUUAGCCUCAUGGUAGACACCACCCAAUGUGCUACGAACCCACAAGCCAGCGCCGUAAUACACUGGGAGGACUGACUAGUCCACUCGAUGUAUUACAAUGGGAAAGGUGGUAGUUUGACCGUAAAAAAAAUUAUUUAUCUGGACUCGAGGAGCAUUUAGCUCUCCAGGGAGGUGACUGAUUCCCUUAAAUGGGGU
This is a messenger RNA of Bufo bufo (common toad), 898 nucleotides long. It is a transcript of the gene C1H15orf40, whose product is annotated as chromosome 1 C15orf40 homolog. Lineage: Eukaryota; Metazoa; Chordata; Amphibia; Anura; Bufonidae. Gene Ontology annotation, cellular component: cytoplasm. Bases 53 to 508 code for a protein of 151 amino acids. The record is from RefSeq and is a predicted model, not a curated record. The transcript has 4 exons.